AUGUCGUUUGCCUUGUCUUCCUUGGUUUCUGUUUCAGAGGAGCAGGUGGAGGUCCUUGACGAUGAUGAGCUCGCCUUGAUCACACGACGGUUCAUGCGCUUCAACGACAACCGCACGAACAGGCGAAGGAACAACAACACCUGCUUCGACUGUGGCAAGCCAGGCCACUUCGCCACCGACUGCCUCGACAAGAACAAAUCCAAGAGCGGGUACGACUACAACAAGCAUAAGAACAAGGACGGCACCAAGAAGAAGAAUAACAACGUUGACUCCAACACUGACGACCACACCAACUCAAGCUCAAGUGAGGAGGACGACGACCGCAAGGCAAAGAAGAAGGACGACAAGAACUUCAACGGCCUCUGCUUCUACUCCGGCAAGAACCGCAACGAGUACUGUGUCAUGGCCCUCAACUCCAAGAAGGAUGACAAGGAAAGCGACUCCAACACAGAAACUGAGGUAAAGCCUACUCCAGAACAACUUGCUCUAGAAGUAGAAGAACUUAAUGAUUGCCUGAUCAAUCAAGAUAAACUGCUUAAGAAGGUUGCUAGAGAGCGAGUUGAGCUUAAGGCUAAGUUAGAAAGUGCCUUGAUUGAGAUUGAUAUGCUCAAGUCCGCUCCUCCUAUUUUUGAUGUUGUUGAGUGUAAUGAAUAG
Molecule: messenger RNA, 654 nt
Organism: Setaria italica (foxtail millet)
Lineage: Eukaryota; Viridiplantae; Streptophyta; Magnoliopsida; Poales; Poaceae
Exons: 2
Coding region: 1-654 (217 amino acids)
Molecular function (GO): nucleic acid binding; zinc ion binding
Source: RefSeq, a predicted model, not a curated record